CAGAGAUUGAUGACGUAGUGCACAUCUCUGAGUUUCGGAAGUCUGAAAAAUUUCAAAGUGUCCAGUAUUUCCUUGAAAAUAGAUCGAUUGAUUGAAGUCAGUUGAGAUGGUACACAGACAAAGCUGCCGGAGAUUGGGUGGUAUUUACGGAGUUGCUGAUGAAAUUAACAAUCUGAGAAAGCAAAAAAGGUCUAAGGAUGAAAAAACAAAAGGUGCUACAGCUGCUGUGGAGACAAAAGAGGCUACCAUGGAAACCAGUACAAAGAAAACAAAAAAGAAGAAAAAGUCCAAGAAGAAUCUGUCAGAGACAGCCACAGAAACCUCAGUUGGUGACACAAAUGGUGUAAUUGGUGACACUGAAGCUGUUAAGCCAAAAAAUAAAAAUAAAAAGUCGAAGAAGAAUGUAUCAGAGUCUCACCCUGAAUCUGUUGAGCCAAAAAAUAAAAAGUCCAAGAAGAAUGUGUUCGUGUCUCCCACAGAAAUCUCGGUUGAUGGCACAAAGGGAGUAACUUGUGAUGUUGUGACAGUGAAGCUAGAAAAUAAUAAGUCCAAGAAGAGUUUGACAAAGUCUCCCAUAGAAACCUCAGUUGAUGACACAAAUGGAGAAAUUGGUGACACUGAAACUGUUAAGAAAACAAAGAAAAAGCAAAAGAAAGCUGAAAUGAGAACAGAAGUAAAUAUAAAUGUAAAUGAAUUGAAUGUAUAUGUUGAUAAUUCACCCGAAGGUGCAGUAGCAGCAUCAAAAAAGAAAAAGAAAAACAAGAAGAGAAAACUAGAAACUGAUGGAGAAAAAUUAUCUACAAAUGAAGUACUUGAAUCUGAGUCUAAUGCUUCAGUUAAGAAUAAGAAAACAAAGAAAAGAAAGAAGUCAGGCACUAGUGAAGUUGAAAGUACAGCUGUUCAAGAUGGAAUUUCUGAACACACAGAAGAACCAUCUAAUAAUGGAGCAAAUGAAACCAAGAAAAAGAAAAAAACUAAGAAAUCAAAGAACAAUGACAAUUCAGUAAAAGAUAGCAUUGAUGAAAUUAUAACUGCCAACACUUCUGGGGCUAAAAAUUCAAAAAAGAAAAAUAAGCGAAAGAUGGAAGAUGAUAAUGAAAAUGAUAAGCCAAAAAAAUCUAAACAUGUAAAUAAGAAUGAUUCUUCACCAGAUGAUAAGCCAAAAAAGAAACAGAAAGAGAAUAAACAUGUCGAGGAGCAGUCAACUGUUACUACAAAGAAUGAUGAUGAAAUACCUGAAGUUGAAAAUGGAGAAAAUAAAAUAAGCAAGCCAUCCAAGAAGUCUAAAAAAAAUAAGAAAAACAAUGCUGGUGAACCUAAUUCUGAUCCUACAAAAAAGAAUAAAAUAUGUGAUACCCCAAGCAGAAUUAAUGAAAGCACCAAUAUGAAUAACCCUCCAAGUAAAGAAAAUGAAAUAAAAGACAAAACAAAAUCUAAUCCUGAACCUGUUAAUGUUGGACAGUGGUCCACAGCUUCAUUUGGGGAUUCUACAACGCAAAAUAAAUUCUUUCGACUAAUGGGAGGAAUGAAAAACAAAAAUACAAGCGCAACUACUUCAGGCAAUAAAUUAGGAAAACAUUUCAAUGCUUUGGAUAAAACCAAAGCAGAUGAAUUGAACAAAAAGCUUGAGGAACAAUUUGAAAAAGCUCGAGAUUUUCGAUUUAAUAAAGAAAAGGGUAUAGGAUUAGGUUUUGUUGAAGACCCAGCCAAAGGCAAAAAAUUGUAUAUUGAUAAAUCAAAAUCUAAGUCAAUGAAAUUUGAUGAUUGACACAGGGCACCAAAUUAAGCAAAAAUACAAUAUUGUUUUGAUUGUUAUAAUUAGGCUGUCAUAGUUUACUGUGUAUAUGUACUUAACUGCUUAAUGUUCUAAGAAAAUGAAAUAAAUAAUAUGGCACUUUA
Messenger RNA from Owenia fusiformis, 1899 nucleotides. The record is from the annotation of a GenBank genome assembly. Lineage: Eukaryota; Metazoa; Annelida; Polychaeta; Sabellida; Oweniidae.